AAACAUAAUUCGUAAUACAGUGCGCUCACAGUACGCUUUGGUAUUCUCCUUACUGCUCAAGCUUUUUUGUCCUCAGAGUUCAGACUAUAAUUAAAGUAGCGGUUGUUCAAAAAUAUUUUAUGGAACCAUUUAAAAACAUCACAAAUGAUGCUCUCGCAAAAAAAAGCGGCGGAAGCGGAAGAAGCCCGGCGGAUCCAGGAGAAAAGGGAAUUUGACAAGUCUGCCUCCAUACUGUUACACGGAUGCAGCUUAUGGAUAAUUUCAUCCAACAAGAGAGCUGAUUCUCGGACAUUUUACUUGUCCUCUGAUUACGAAAUGAUCUACUACAGAGACGAUGGCCCUUAUCGAUAUCCUCUUGCAAAAAGCAAAGCUACUAUAAUUGAUAUGAGCGAUAUUAAGGAUGUAUGCUCUGGAUACAGAACGGAUGUUUUCCAGUCGUGUGCUGAAGACAAGAAAUUUGCUGCCACAUAUCGCGAAGACUGCUGUUUUUCAUUUCUUCUGACCUUCGGAACAACGCUCGACCUGGUGGCCGAAAACAGAGAAAUUUGUGCAGCAUGGACGAAUAUCGUUCAACGUUUGAUAAAAGAGGAUCCCAGCGAAAUAUACGAAAAUCGCCUUAAAAAGUUUCUGAGAAAAUGCUUCCGCCUGGCCGAUACUUCGGGUGAUGGACAUUUAGGUUUCGAAGAAUGUGUGAAGUUAGUUGGCUAUCUAAAUAAGCAAGUUUCUCGGGAAACCACACUGAAAUUCUUUAUGGCUGCCGGCGCAACCGCCAUUUACACUGAAUCUCCGGGUGUGGCGCUUUUGGAUCGGGAUGGAUUUCACAAGUUUUACCGACUUUUAACAGAUCGGAAAGAUUUAAAGGACGUUUUCAUGAAAAUUGCUGCAUUUCCUGUGGUCGAAGGGCUUGAUGAACUGGUUAAACACGGACAUAAAGUUUGGACUCUACAUCAUCUGCGGGCAUUCCUUAAAGAUUCUCAAAAAGAACAGCGAUGUAGUAAUGAUGAGUGCAAAAAAAUUGUCCAAAUGUUUGAACCCGGUGAACUGCUUCGCUUAACUGAUCAGCUAAGCUUUACAGGAUUCCAGAAUUAUUUAUUGCAUCAGAAACAAUUCCUGCAGAAAGCCGAUUCUGAGUGGAAAGGCCCUGGGAACAAUGCACCGCCUAUUCGUAUAUUAAAGCUAAGCAUAACCGUCAUCAGCGCCCAGCAUUUGCCUAAAGCGGAAGGUAAAGACUGGAAGAGCAUCACAGAUCCUUACGUGCAAAUAAAAUUACUCGGCGAUCCACGGGACUGUUCAAAAGAACAGACAGACUUUGUCGCAAACAACGGAUUUGGUCCUACAUGGAACAAAGCAUUCAAGUUCUUACUUUAUGAGCCGGAAGAUGCGGUUAUACGCUUUAAACUGAAAGACAAGGCAAGCUUCGGAUCGGAUGUAUUUAUUGCACAUUGCAUUAUUCCGGUUAUGAGCAUGAAAGAAGGAUACCGGCAUAUCCAGCUUUUCGAUAAACAAGACAACCUUUUGGCAAUGUCAACCCUCUUUGUAUUAGUGGAAAAAGAGCCAAUUUACUACGCAAACGGCCAUGUAUUAUUACGCGACUGAACUAUGCGUCGCACUGUACGUACAUUAUGUGUGCAUCUACACGUGUGUUCAUACCGGUAUUUGUUUUGGGUGCCUACAAGCAUUGUGCUCAGUUUCUUUGUCAUUUCAAAAACGCCCAUUUUAUUUGUUUAUGGGAUGUAUUGUUACAAAUAUGAUUUGCAAAAUAUCCGUCAUCUUCAGAGUGUUUGUCACAACGGGUAAAUGUGAUCGCUUAAAAAGGAAUGCUCAAUUAAAUUAUCAAGUCAAAAA
This is a messenger RNA of Paramacrobiotus metropolitanus, 1845 nucleotides long. Its product is annotated as 1-phosphatidylinositol 4,5-bisphosphate phosphodiesterase eta-2-like. Gene Ontology annotation, biological process: phosphatidylinositol-mediated signaling. NCBI's taxonomy places the organism in Eukaryota, Metazoa, Tardigrada, Eutardigrada, Parachela, Macrobiotidae. The record is from RefSeq and is a predicted model, not a curated record. The transcript is spliced from 9 exons. The coding region runs from base 145 to 1596 and encodes 483 amino acids. Gene Ontology annotation, molecular function: calcium ion binding; phosphatidylinositol-4,5-bisphosphate phospholipase C activity.